Messenger RNA from Sebastes umbrosus (honeycomb rockfish), 3585 nucleotides. RefSeq names its product ATG7 autophagy related 7 homolog (S. cerevisiae) (gene atg7). The record is from RefSeq and is a predicted model, not a curated record. The coding region runs from base 1 to 2163 and encodes 720 amino acids. Gene Ontology annotation, cellular component: cytoplasm; phagophore assembly site. Gene Ontology annotation, molecular function: Atg8 activating enzyme activity; Atg12 activating enzyme activity. The transcript is spliced from 18 exons. NCBI's taxonomy places the organism in Eukaryota, Metazoa, Chordata, Actinopteri, Perciformes, Sebastidae. Gene Ontology annotation, biological process: autophagosome assembly; cellular response to nitrogen starvation; autophagy of mitochondrion.
AUGGCAUCUGACACCGGUGAGGCGGCGUCCUCCACUCCUGACCUCAAGCUGCAGUUUGCUCCCUUCAGCAGCGCCCUGGAGGCCGGCUUCUGGCACCAGCUCACUCAGAAGAAACUCAAUGACUACAGAUUGGACGAAAGCCCCAAAUGUAUCAAAGGAUAUUACUACAAUGGUGACCCACUGAGCUUGCCCACUCGCCUAACGUUGGAGUUCAGUGCAUUUGAAGCGGAUGGACCGACGCCAGCCCGCUGCUGUCCAGCUACUGGAACGCUGUAUAACACCAACACACUGGAUGCCUUUAAGACCACCGAUAAGAAGGCUCUGCUGGAGAAAGAGGCCAAGGAGAUAUGGGAUUCUAUACAGUCUGGGGCUGCGUUGAAGGACCCCUCCAUCCUCUGCAAAUUCAUUCUGCUGACCUUUGCAGAUUUGAAGAAGUACCAUUUCUACUACUGGUUCUGCUUCCCUGCUCUCUGUUUCCCAGAAGGAAUAAAGAUCGUCAAACAGCCGUCUGCCCUAGAGAAAGUUUUCUCAGCAAAACAGAUCGCAGCCUUGCAGGAGGCCUACGAUGGCCUGUGUAUCAAAAGGGAGACCACUGCAGUGCCUUACUUCAUAAUGAAGUACACAGAGGACACUGUUCAGAUGGCUCCACUGGGGGACUGGGACACGUUCUUCACCGAUACUAAGAAGGUUACUGUGGGUGUCUAUGAUCCGUGUACUCUGUCUCAACAUCCGGGCUGGCCUCUGAGAAAUCUGCUGGUCCUCUUAGCUAACCGAUGGGGCUCUAAGCUGGACACGGUGGAGGUGCUGUGUUUCAGGGACAGAACUCUGCAGGGAAGCCGCUCCAUUCAACACAGCGUCAUCUUCCAGAUAAAACUACCUGAGCUUCCCCUCAACUCAGCAUGUCCUAAGAGUGUAGGUUGGGAGAAGAACCCUAAGGGUGCCAUGGGACCUAGGAUGGUCAACCUCAGCGAAUGCAUGGACCCUAAAAGACUUGCAGAGUCAUCAGUGGACCUGAACCUGAAGCUAAUGAGAUGGAGGCUGGUUCCCUCCCUGGACCUGGACAAGGUGGUCUCCACAAAGUGUCUCUUACUGGGAGCUGGGACGCUGGGCUGCAAUGUAGCCAGGACUCUCAUGGGAUGGGGAGUGAGACACAUCACGUUUGUGGACAAUGCGAAGAUCUCCUACUCCAAUCCAGUCCGGCAGCCACUCUAUGAGUUUGAAGACUGUCUCGGAGGAGGGAAGUCCAAAGCUAUGGCCGCUGUUGAUCGACUCACCAAAAUCUUUCCUGGUGUGAAUGCCGAGGGUUACAAUAUGAGCAUCCCCAUGCCCGGUCAUCCGGUCAAUUUCUCUGAGGCCACUCUUUCACAGGCCCAGAGGGAUGUCGAGCAGCUGGAGAAGCUCAUCUCAGAGCACGAUGUGGUCUUCUUACUAAUGGAUACGAGGGAGAGCCGCUGGCUGCCCACGGUGAUCGCUGGCAGCAAGAGGAAGCUUGUGAUGAACGCCGCUCUGGGCUUUGACACAUUUGUGGUGAUGCGCCACGGCCUGAAGAAACCCCCCGUCUGUCAGAGUGUUUCUGCAGGGGCAGACUCCUCCACUUCCUGUUCCUCUGCUUCCUCUUCGUCCUCCACACCGGCCGGCGCUGCGCCCUCGGUCCCAGGAUCCUCUCUGUUCUCCAACAUCCCAGGGCACAAGCUGGGCUGCUACUUCUGCAAUGAUGUUGUGGCACCAGGAGAUUCAACCAGGGAUCGGACUCUGGAUCAGCAGUGCACAGUGAGCAGACCAGGCCUGGCUAUGAUCGCUGGAGCCCUGGCUGUGGAGAUGAUGGUGUCGAUUCUGCAGCACACCGAAGGAGGCUAUGCAAUCGCCAGCAGCAGUGACGACAGAAUGAAUGAACCUCCCACCUCUCUGGGUCUGGUGCCACAUCAGAUCCGAGGCUUUCUUUCAAGGUUCGACAACGUCCUGCCUGCGAGCCUGGCCUUUGACAAAUGCACUGCCUGCUCACCCGUUGUCCUGGAAAGCUAUGAGAGGGAAGGUUUCAACUUCCUGUCCAAAGUUUUUAAUUCUUCCCACUCAUUCCUGGAAGACCUGACGGGGCUGACGCUGUUGCAUCAGGAGACGCAGGCUGCAGAGAUUUGGGAUAUGAGCGAUGAUGAGAGCAUCUGAAGGACUGGAAGAACAAACCCUGACGGACUUCACACUCCUCAAUCCUUGUGUUUCUGUCUGCUUUGGUUUUUUUUAAAUCUCAAAUUUAGAAAGGACAAGGGCUUUGUAGACGACAGAAGACACACUGAUCAAGUAAUAAAAACCAAGCACAUUACAAAACGUUCUUCAGAAAAGUAGCUGAAAAAAAAAGCUUUAAAAUUCCUGUAGACUGUUUCACAUCCAUUCUGUUGCCAAGGCAACAGCUUUGGUCCAAGUUUACUUCCUGUCAGCUACUAUAUUAACAAACAAUGCAACAGGAAAUACAAUUAUAAUACAUUUUAAAAUGGUAAUGUCAAGUUGGAAAAUGUCAAUUAGUCUUAAAUAUUCAGCAGUAAUAAUAAUAAGCAAAGAAAUAAUCAGAUUUCUUUUACUGCCAAAAUAUUUAGUGUCUGGUUUUCACUGUUACGUUAGAAACAAAAUCAGAGAUGCAACAAGUUAAUUUUCCACAGUUUGUAUGAAGCUGUUGUAUUCAAGGGAGAAUGUACCUGUCCCUAUCACUUCAUGAUGUGUAAUCAGUCACAUUCACUCAGUGUUUGGAGUCUGUCCAAUUCCCUGAGACAAAACACUCUGCAUUUAUAUUAAGGGCCUCACUGAAUGGUCACAGGUUCAAUCCCUCCCACAGUCUCUCCAUCAACACAUUUAAUGGGGUUGCUGAGUCCAUUGGCAAGACAUUGACUAACUACAUCUGCUCGCUCAUUCAGUUGGCUUCAGAUAAAUUAUGAAAUUACAAAAACACAGUUGACAACUCAGCAAACCCAUCCAUCUCCCUUUUCUGUUUACUGGAGACUGCGAUACAUACAGUACAGCUAAUACUUAAACCAGCUUUGUUCCUUUGAAAGCAGGAAACAUGCACACAGAUGUUACUGUGGCUUCUGAUAUGGAAACGAUUUAUUGUGACUGUUGACAACCUGGAACCUGCCCGGUUAGAUCUUAAGGAGAGCCUACGGACAAACUGAAAGUCUUUAUGGUUUGUUUGUUUGUGUUGACGCAUGCACGUGUUUGUCUGAGCAAUUCAUGUCACCUUUUCUUACUCUACCAUGUGCUAUUUGUCUGAACUGCUAACAUGUACAAUAUUUUCAGUGUAAUGAAAUGUAUAUUUCAAACAGCCGCUUGGAUAAUUAUGGAAGACAGUAAAUGCAACAUGAAAAAGAAAAGCUGAGAUUCAUUUCAGAAUUUGAGAUUGAAGUUAAAACGUUAAGUCAAAAUACAUCCUACCAAAAUAAAGGCCAGAAGUCAGACUUUUUCCUCAUAUUUUAUAAUCAAAAUUGAGAUUAAAUAGGCUUUUUGUUUUCAUAAUUCUGACUAUUCUCAGCUGUUUUUGUCACGCUUUUACUCUCCUGUAAGUAUUUAACCAAAAAACUGGAAUAAAAUGUCUCUUUAUUA